AUGAGUAAAAAAAAUCACAUCGUCUCGACUCUCUUUCUUCUCCUCUCCGAGAAGGAAGACAACAAGACACUGUUACUCGGGGAGACACCAAAUCACUCAGAUCCUGAAAACACGAUGAGGAAGCGUCAUCCCAAGGCGGCUUCAGAUUCGUCAGAGCCAUCUUCCACAAGUCAACAAACUGAUAACAACAAUGUUCCUGAGAAGGAGGUUGAUGUUGUUAGGAGAUCGGGUAAAACAUGGUUCUCAGUGUUGAUCCUCCUCAUAUACUCCUCCUGGGCUGUUUACAAUCAUCAGCAUGGGAAUCUACCUCGUCCCUUGACCGCUAAACAAGUUGGCAAAAGAGGUUUCUCUGAGAUUCAGGCUAUGAAACAUGUCACGGCUUUGACUCAGUUUGGUCCUCAUCCUGUUUCUUCUGAUGCUCUUGUCCACGCCCUUGAGUAUGUAUUGGCAGAAGUUGAGAAAGUUAAAGAAACUGCUCACUUUGAUGUUGAUGUGAAUGUUGAUUUCUUCGAGUCGGCGUCCGGUGUGAAUCGGCUUGUGGGUGGUCUUUUUAAAGGGAAGUCACUUGUGUAUUCAGAUAUUAGUCACAUUGUAGUGAGAAUCAUGCCCAAGUAUGAAUCAGAUGCAGGAGACAAUGCUAUUCUUGUCUCCUCUCACAUUGAUACUGUCUUCUCAACAGGUGGGGCUGGAGAUUGUAGCUCUUGUGUAGCUGUAAUGCUGGAACUAGCUCGAUCUGUUUCUCAGUCUGCUCAUGGAUUCAAGAACUCUGUUAUCUUCUUGUUCAAUACUGGAGAGGAAGAAGGUCUUAAUGGAGCUCAUAGCUUUAUCACUCAGCAUCCAUGGAGUUCCACAGUACGUUUAGCUAUUGAUUUAGAGGCCAUGGGAACUGGUGGAAAGUCUGGUAUUUUUCAGGCUGGCCCGAGUCCAUGGGCUAUUGAAAACUUUGCUUUGGCUGCAAAAUAUCCAUCUGGUCAGGUCAUCGGACAGGAUCUGUUUACUUCUGGAGUCAUAAAAUCUGCGACUGAUUUUCAAGUAUACAAGGAGGUUGCUGGUCUCUCAGGAUUGGACUUUGCUUUUGCAGAUAACACUGCUGUCUAUCACACAAAGAAUGAUAAGAUAGAUCUGAUAAAACCAGGAUCUCUCCAACAUCUUGGUGAAAAUAUGCUUGCUUUCCUCCUUCGUGCUGGUUCAUCUUCUGAUCUGCCAAAGGAUAAAACACUCGAGACAUCGAACUCGGACUCAGCUAUCUAUUUUGACAUUUUGGGGAAGUAUAUGGUUGUAUACCGGCAAAAGUUUGCGACAAUGAUGUAUGUUUCAGUGAUCAUGCAAUCGAUGCUUAUAUGGGUUAUGUCUUUGCUCAUGGGUGGUUACCCUGCUGUUGUGUCGGUGAUGUUGUCGUGUUUGAGUUUUAUCCUCGCAUGGAUAUUCUCAGUAGCUUUCUCUGUAGCUGUUGCCUUCAUACUCCCCUGGAUCUCUUCAUCACCUGUGCCUUAUGCUUCAUACCCUUUGAUGACAAUUGGAUUGUUUGUGUCGCCUGCGCUUUUGGGGUCAAUAAGUGGUCAGCACUUGGUCUUUAGUUUCCUUCGGAAGAAACCAUCAAACAGAAAUUCAAACAAUAUGGAACUCUCACCAACACUACGGGAUAACUUGGCUAAGUUAGAGGCUGAGAGAUGGUUGUUUAAAGCUGGUUUUAUACAGUGGUUUGUUCUUCUGGUCGUGGGAACCUAUUACAAACUUGGUUCCACUUACCUCGCUCUGGUUUGGCUAGUUCCUCCUGCAUUUGCAUAUGGAUUGCUUGAGGCGACUUUAACUCCAAUCCGAUUCCCAAAGCCCCUGAAACUUGCAACUCUCGUUAUCAGCUUGGCUGUACCAAUUUUGGUUUCAGCUGGCAGUUUUAUCCGGUUAGCUGGCACAAUGGUCGGCAUGCUUAUUCGAUUUGACAGGAACCCAGGUGGAAGUCCAGAAUGGCUAGGCAAUGUGGUGAUCGCUGUUGUUAUUGCUACUUUCGUAAGUCUGACUAUGGUAUACCUCCUCGCCUAUAUUCAUCUCUCCGGCUCAAAAAGGUCGAUUGUCACAGUAUUAUGCAUUGUCACUACCCUCUCUCUCGCUCUUGUAUCUUCUGGUUUUCUUCCUGCAUUUACUGAGGACACUGCAAGAGCAGUGAAUGUAGUACAUGUUGUGGAUACAACCGGGGGAGAUUCAGUUUCGUUCAUUACACUGUUCUCAAACACUCCUGGAAACCUGAAAGUGGAAGCAGAGCAGAUUAAUGAAGGGUUCAACUGUGGGAGAGAAAACAAGGUAGAUUUCGUCAGUUUCGAAACUAAGUACAGUUGUGUGAGCAAGAAGGACACCGAGGUUGGAUGGGACAAGAGCGAUAUUCCAGUUCUGCGUGUGGUAAACGACGAAAAAGACGAGAGAAGAGUCAUAACUGUUUCUAUGGAGACAGGAGGGUCAACGCGGUGGAUUCUUGGGAUUGAUAUGGAGGAAGUAGAAGACUUCACACUGCAAGUAGGCGAGCAGGAGGGGGAUGGAGAGUUGAUGAUAGGACGUGGGGAGAAGAGCAGCGGGGAAGAAGGAUGGCAUCAGAUUCAAUUCUCUGGUGGGAAAAAGGCGUCGACAAAGUUUGUUCUCAAGCUUUACGAAAAGAAGGAUGAUGAGAGGAAGAAGAAGAAGGAGAAGGUGGAGAGACCUGUGUUGAAACUGAGAACUGACUUUGAUCGUGUCACUCCACAAGUGCAGAGGGUUCUUGAAAGGUUUCCAACAUAUUGCUCAAUGUUUGGGAAGUCCACAUCUCCUUUUACUCUCUCUUUUAUUGCUUCUCUUCCUUACACCAAGUAGCUGGCUUGUGCUUUGCUUAACACAUACGAUACAUUGGUUUUCUUGUUGUGGACAUCAAAAGCACGAGUUUUUAGUUCUUUAGAAUAAAUGAAAUAGAAAAAACGAGAAAG
Molecule: messenger RNA, 2948 nt
Organism: Eruca vesicaria subsp. sativa (arugula)
Lineage: Eukaryota; Viridiplantae; Streptophyta; Magnoliopsida; Brassicales; Brassicaceae
Source: the annotation of a GenBank genome assembly